UGCAUUUUACGAUCGCUUCCACCGCUACUACUAAUAAUAAUAAUAAUAGUCCUAAUAAUAAUCGCGAAUGUAACAGUCAAGUGAACCCAGUGAGGGAUCCGUGCUGUACAAUAAUAAAGACGUCAUCGGGCGCGCGGACGGAGCCUAGUCAGUGCGCAGCGCACUUUCUCCCUGCAGGACCACAACAAUCUCAGCAUGUUGACACGCGACACGGGGGUUCCAUCAUCAUCCUCUUCAUCAUCAUCAUCUUCAUCAUCAUCAUCAUUUCCUCCUCCUGCUCCGGAGCCCUGCACACUGGCAGUGCAUCGUCCGGCAGCGGGUUUUUAAAAAACAGCCCCCGUCCUGUGACCCACACAGAGUACAAGUAUGGAUGAAAGUACAGCCACUCCUUCGAUCAAGUCUCCUCAUAGCUUGCUGGAGUGGAAGAAGAGGGUUAAAUCUGAGUACAUGAGACUCCGGCAGCUGAAACGCUUCCGAAAAGCUGAGGAAGUCAAGUCUCUUUUCAUGUCAAAUCGCAGAAAGAUCAAGGAGAGGACCAACCUGCUUAAUGAUGAAUGGCUGAAACUCAGAAUUCAGCCCAUUCCCCUGGCUUCUUCCGUUGGAUCCAUUCCUAAUGGCAAGCAAUGUGUUGUGGAUUUUUGCUUUCCUGAAUUUAAGAAACAAGCUGUUUUAAUGAGGACCCUGAACACAGUGGCUGGAAUCCCUUUCAUGUACUCCUGGUCUCCUCUGCAGCACAAUUUCAUGGUGGAGGACGAGACAUUCCUUCACAAUAUCCCCUACAUGGGGGAUGAGGUGCUGGAGCAAGAUGAGGCCUUCCUGGAGGAGCUCAUUGACAACUAUGAUGGCGUGCAUGGGGACCGAGAGGGAGGCUUCAUUAAUGAUGAGAUCUUCAAAGAACUGGUGGAGGCUCUGAGUCAGUACUCUGACCAAGAGGAAGAUGAAGUUGGGGAUCAGGAAAAUGAUGAAGAAGAGGGGUCUAAGAAAAGCUUGGAUACAGAACCAAAGGAUGUCAGUGUGGGCUCACUAGCCAUCUACAGGAAAAAUAAGUGGAGCGUAAGAGCAGAUACCCUUCCAGUUAAAGAUUUGUCCACCAGUAAGAAGAUUCCCCAUGAUGAAAUCUUUGAAGCCAUUGCCUCAAUGUUUCCAUAUAAAGGCACUACAGAGCAACUGAAGGAAAAGUACAAGGGCCUUUUGGAGCCCCCAAGCCAGGUGAAGUUGCCUCCCCAGUGCACCCUCAACAUUGAUGGCCCCUUCGCCAAGUCCGUGCAGCGGGAACAGUCGCUGCACUCCUUCCACACGCUCUUCUGCAGGCGCUGCUUCAAAUACGACUGCUUCCUCCACCCGUUUCAUGCCACACCCAAUGUGUACAAGAGGAAGAACAAGGAGAUUCGUGUUGAAACAGAGCCCUGCGGACUGGACUGCUUUUUGCUGCAGAAAGGAGCAAAAGAGUUUGCCGACCGAAACAUGUUAAGAUCCCAGCGAGUUCGGCGGCGGCGAAGACCACCCCGAAACUCCAGUGCCAGCUGUCCCGGGUCAUCAGUUUCCACCACAGAGGUCAAGGAUGGUGAGAGUGACCAUGAGACCACAAGCUCCUCAGAGGGAAACUCGCGCUGUCAGACGCCCAUCAAGAUGAGGCCAGGGGGAGAGUUGGGGGAGGAAGCGGAGCCAACGGUUCAGUGGAGCGGGGCGGAAGAGUCCCUCUUCAGAGUCCUGCACGGCACCUACUACAACAACUUCUGUUCCAUCUCCCGCCUCAUCGGCACCAAGACGUGCAAACAGGUGUACGAUUUUGCGGUGAAGGAGGUCCUUAUUCACCGGGUGCCCUUGGAGGAACGUGCCAUCUCCCCUCACAAGAAGAAAAGGAAGCACAGAUUGUGGGCCAAAAUUCAACUGAAAAAAGACAGUUCAUCAAAUCAGGUCUACAACUAUCAGCCAUGUGACCAUCCUGACCACCCAUGUGACAGCUCCUGUCCCUGUGUGAUGACCCAGAAUUUUUGCGAGAAGUUUUGCCAGUGCGAUCAUGAGUGCCAGAACCGCUUCCCAGGUUGUCGGUGCAAAACCCAGUGCAACACCAAGCAGUGUCCCUGCUACCUAGCGGUGCGCGAGUGCGACCCAGACCUGUGCAUGACGUGCGGGGCGUCUGACCACUGGGACAGCAAGAACCUCUCCUGCAAGAACUGCAGCAUCCAGAGGGGACUCAAGAAGCACCUCCUUCUGGCUCCCUCCGAUGUCGCGGGGUGGGGAACCUUCAUCAAGGAAGCCGUCCAGAAGAACGAGUUCAUCUCAGAAUACUGCGGAGAGCUCAUUUCUCAGGACGAGGCAGACCGCCGAGGCCGGAUCUACGAUAAAUAUAUGUCCAGCUUCCUAUUCAAUCUCAACAAUGAUUUUGUUGUGGACGCCACCCGCAAAGGAAACAAAAUCCGCUUCGCGAACCACUCGGUGAAUCCCAACUGCUAUGCUAAAGUGGUGAUGGUGAAUGGAGACCACCGCAUUGGGAUUUUUGCCAAAAGGGCCAUCCAGCAGGGAGAGGAGCUCUUCUUUGACUACAGGUACAGCCAGGCAGAUGCCCUGAAGUACGUGGGAAUCGAGAGGGAGAUUGACAUCACCUAGUUUGUCAUGCCCACCCCUGCCAUCCCCGCUUUCAAAGCUGCUGCUUUUUCCCACAAUGCACUGCCUGCCAAGUUCAGCGAAAGACCCGAACGGCGUCAUUGCAUCAGAGUUCCGCCCGAGAUCCGCAUUUUUCGUUAAGUCCAGUUAAUAGGUGUAUUACAUUAGCAAUUCAAACUGUAAAACGUCUGGAGCAUUAUAACCUGCUAUCUUUAAGCUGUUGUCCAUGGUCAGAAAUGUUAGUUCUUGGUGAACGUGUAAAUCCGAGAAGUGUGCUUGGGGGUACUCAGACAGGUCAUACUUUUUCAUAAGCUAAACAAAUAUUAAAUAAUAUAUUAACGAUAUAUGCUUAGAACUUCAUGCUGUACGCAGUGUCAAAAUGUGAUCGUCGCCGAUGCAGCUCGCGUCCAUCUGCGUAGAGCAGGACGGAAGGGACCCUCGCAGCGUUCGUCUUCAACGCUUGCCUUCGUCCGCCUCCGCCGCUCGGCCCCUCGUAGCUUUGUGAAACUUGCGUGAUGGCCUCGCAAAAUGCCGCAGUAGGAAACUGACCGGAUGAAUGUUUGAGCUUUGCUUGAAAAAAGGCUUAAAAGCAAAAAUGUAAGUAGUACAGGCCAAUAUUUCAGUCAUUAAUACUGAGAAACCACUUGCAUGAAGCAUCGGCGGGGAAGAAGCGCACUGCGGUGGUUUACCAGCCGUCUGUAGCCGUGGGAUGUAGUGUGAAGCACCGCAGCGGUACAGUGUACUGUGCCAAAGUCAUAUAACUCGUGAUCUUUUUCCCAUCAUUCCACAGUCCGCUGGUUGUGUGGCGCAUCCUCGUGACAUUCAUUAUUAUCUGCCAGAGGUGUGCAAUACCAUAACCAUAACCAUCAGGCCAUAUACAAGAUUAGGAGGAUGAACAGUGGAAAAAGGCUUUUGACAAAACAAGGCUAGCAGGGAAUAUUAAUGGAGUUGUUUGAUGGCCCAAAAUUCCAUUAAUUGUUUUUUAUUCAAAGCCAGUGAGUUAAGAUGUAAGCUGUUAUUCUGCUAUGUGUGUAUAUUUUAUUUAAAAGUAUGUAAGUGUAUGAGGAAUCCAAUUUAAAAUGUUACACAGAAAGGUCACUCCACAAUGAAUGAUGAUCAGAAUUAUAAUUAUAUAUACCUGGUUAUGUCUAGGGGGGUGUGGUGGCGCAGUGGGUUGGACCGGGU
Scleropages formosus (Asian bonytongue) is the source of this 3792-nucleotide messenger RNA. RefSeq names its product histone-lysine N-methyltransferase EZH1-like. The record is from RefSeq and is a predicted model, not a curated record. Bases 367 to 2610 code for a protein of 747 amino acids. Gene Ontology annotation, molecular function: histone H3K27 methyltransferase activity; chromatin binding; protein binding. Gene Ontology annotation, cellular component: ESC/E(Z) complex; nucleus. NCBI's taxonomy places the organism in Eukaryota, Metazoa, Chordata, Actinopteri, Osteoglossiformes, Osteoglossidae. Gene Ontology annotation, biological process: heterochromatin formation. The transcript is spliced from 20 exons.